AUGUCGGUGGAUGAUUUGGUUGAUGUGAAGGUUGGUACGGUGGAAGUUAACCUAGUGACGAUUGUAAUCCUCGCACGAGCUAAUAUGUUGGUGAUUAUUAUUCUGUCCCGAGGAAAUUGUGGCCUCUCCAAAUGUAUUUCUUGCUACUUGGUUGCAAUGGCAGCAGCUGAUUUCCUGGUCGUUAUUGCUGAACCAAUAUUCUACAGGAUUGCUCAGAUGUAUUUCUAUGGUUCGUUCCUGUUCAUUACUCCGGUGUGUAGCUUUAUUUACAUCCUGGUUUUCACAUCAACAGAGAUUUCCGUCUGGCUCACAGUUGCUUUCACUUUCGAUCGGUUUAUGGCCAUAUGUUGUGAUAAAUUGAAAAUGAAGUAUUGUACAAAGAAAAUGGCAGCUGUUGUAAUAGGGACAGUGACUGUUUUGGGUUGUUUAGUAUCUGUCGCCUGGUAUUUCAGAUAUGAACCUCUGUACACGAUUGAUAAUAUUCCCUGGUAUUGCAUUACAAAGGCCAGCUUCAUCACUUCGACUGCAUGGGCGGGUUUUGUCAUCUUUUAUGUGAUUUUACUGGCUUUUGUGCCAUUCUUCCUACUGUUGAUCCUCAAUAUUCUGACUGUCAGACGUAUUUUAACAGCAAGUAAAGUCCGCAGGGCACUGCGUGGCCAGCUCAAUGGAGAGAAUGGCAAGGAUCCAGAAAUGGAGAUGCGAAGGAAAUCCAUCAUAUUACUCUUCAGCAUAUCUGGCAGCUUUAUAACGUUAUGCAUGACGCAGCUUGUGUUUUAUAUUUACCAACGAAUUACAAAGGCAUAUUUUUACUCUGUCACAGAUCCCCUUUAUUACCUGGAAUCCAUCGCCAAUAUGCUUCAGCUUCUCAGUACCUGCACCAACACAUGUAUUUAUGUCCUGACCCAGAAUAAAUUCAGAGAGCAGCUGAAGACUGCAGUUAAAUACCCUUUUGAUAUCAUCA
Chiloscyllium plagiosum (whitespotted bambooshark) is the source of this 961-nucleotide messenger RNA. The record is from RefSeq and is a predicted model, not a curated record. Lineage: Eukaryota; Metazoa; Chordata; Chondrichthyes; Orectolobiformes; Hemiscylliidae.